This is a messenger RNA of Hypoxylon fragiforme, 1407 nucleotides long. Its product is annotated as small GTPase superfamily. The record is from RefSeq and is a predicted model, not a curated record. The coding region runs from base 273 to 893 and encodes 206 amino acids. Gene Ontology annotation, cellular component: vacuole; late endosome; fungal-type vacuole membrane. The transcript is spliced from 7 exons. Gene Ontology annotation, biological process: regulation of vacuole fusion, non-autophagic. NCBI's taxonomy places the organism in Eukaryota, Fungi, Ascomycota, Sordariomycetes, Xylariales, Hypoxylaceae. Gene Ontology annotation, molecular function: GTP binding; GTPase activity.
CCUUAUCCAUCCUCCAUCAUCCAUCAAUGCAGGUGAUUGAUUACCUUGGCCUAGACCUCAAACAAGUACAACUUUAACAACUACAACAACAAUAACAACAACACAAUCAAUACUACCGAUUCACUACAUCGCGUUCACAAGCUAACUUCUUGUUGAUAAAAAGAAGUUAAAAAACUCACCUCUUUUAAUACGACCCAUACCUUCAAUUUUUCUUGUUCAACCAUCAACCACUUUCUCAACUCCACUAAGAGCCGCCGAGGUCGACCUUCAUCAUGGCUUCUAAAGGGAAGAAGGUUCUAUUGAAGGUUAUCAUACUUGGUGAUAGCGGUGUCGGCAAGACGAGCUUGAUGAAUCAAUAUGUCAACAAGAAGUUUAGUGCCAGCUACAAGGCGACCAUCGGAGCCGAUUUCCUAAACCGAGAGGUCUUGGUUGAUGACCGACAAGUCACGAUGCAGCUUUGGGACACAGCCGGCCAAGAGCGCUUUCAGUCUUUAGGCGUCGCAUUCUACCGAGGUGCCGAUUGUUGCGUACUAGUCUUCGAUGUCAACAACUCCAAGAGCUUCGAUGCGCUAGAUAGCUGGAGAGAUGAGUUCUUAAUCCAAGCUUCGCCGCGGGACCCCGAGAAUUUCCCUUUCGUCGUACUGGGAAACAAGAUUGAUGUUGAGGAGAGCAAGCGAGUCAUUUCGAGUAAGCGAGCAGCAACUUUCUGCCACUCCAAAGGCGAUAUUCCCUACUUCGAGACCAGUGCCAAAGAGGCUGUCAACGUUGAGCAAGCAUUUGAAGUCAUCGCACGGAAUGCGCUAGCUCAGGAAGAGUCGGAGGAGUUCAGUGGAGAUUUCCAGGACCCUAUCAACAUUCACAUCGAGAACGACCGCGACGGAUGUGCAUGCUAAGCAUUUUAUGGGCCUUAAAUGUCCCUAGCAUAUCGUCCUAUCGUGUGUUGUCCCGGCCUUUUCACGACUCAUCCUAUUGACUAGCAUUGGUCCAUUUAUAUGCAGUUCAUUUGCGCCUUCUCAACCAUCAUUUGCCUCUUUGUAUGCGAGACAUCAGGUUUAGGGGGAGAAAGCUCCAGGGACGAGUUACGGACUCGGAGCAAGUGGAAAAUAGAACCACGGACGUAAUAAGUGUGUAUAGAGCAGUAUAUGCAUCGCAUUUUGGUUUGUCCCGUGGGUAUGGGAUUGUACAGUCGAGUCUUGGGCGUCCCGUCAUGGUAUAUUUGACCCAGGACUUUAUUGAUGCAUCAAUUUUGAUAUUUUCCCAGUCAGCAUUCAGAAGUGUUCCUCUUUUUUUUUUUAGUUAUCAUGUCACCAAAUUCUCAUGAUAUGAUUGCAUGUUGAGCUUGUGAUAAUGUUUAUAAGUCCAAGUAUGGGCAUGUGACGAUAUCUGUCGAUUCCCGUGACUGUCUUA